Molecule: messenger RNA, 697 nt
Organism: Microbotryum saponariae
Lineage: Eukaryota; Fungi; Basidiomycota; Microbotryomycetes; Microbotryales; Microbotryaceae
Source: the annotation of a GenBank genome assembly
AUGAAAAUCACCAUCAAUUCCUACCAUGGGAUCGCCCUGUGGCGCUGGAACCUGCAACCGCCGACCCAACGAGCUCGUCCCAGCACCAACAGCAGCAGCAACACGACCUCACUCGACGCGUCCACAGUCGCAGCUGCCCAUCCCAACCCAGCCGAUGACGCAGCAGCAGCAGCAGCAGCAGCAGCAGCAGCAGCAGCAGCAGCAGCAGAGGAAGAAGAAGACGACAACGACGAAGACGAUGACGUGUGUGGUAUCUGUCGAGUCGCUUACGAUGGCUGUUGUCCCGAUUGCAAGACACCGGGUGAUGCUUGUCCUUUGGGUAGGUCGUCCCAUCUCCUCGAAUCAACGGGCCUACCUCGUGAAGCUGACCUCACGCCUUUGAUCGUGGUGCUCUGGUAUAGUCUGGGGUGAAUGUACGCACGUGUUCCACGUGCACUGCUUGUUGAAAUGGAUCAAUACCGAAUCGAGUAAACAACAAUGUCCAAUGGAUCGCAGACCGUGGGGUACGUACCGAUCGCGCAAUGGCUGCUUCACUCUCCACGAAACCACGCUGACCCUUGUGCUCGGCCUUCACAAAGUCACACUCGACGCUUCGAAUCCCUCCACAAAAACGAACGUACCCGUAACUCCUGUUGGUCUUGAAGGCGUGCAACAACAAACACCACAAAGAGGCGCGGUCGUCCAUGCUGGAGGGUAA